GCCCCUGCCAAUGACCAGACACAGUGGGCAAGCACCGAUCACGUUCCAGGCACGAUGCCUUAAUCCUUGCGACAGAAGGGAACGAGACUCACUCUGUGUUACGGGUGACCUUGGGGAAACGGAGCGACUUGUGAGGUCACGGAGAGCCGAUGCCACCACCUAGAGGGACUUGCCCCCGGGUCUAUCUGAUUUCAGUCUGUGGCUGUACUGCCAGUCCCCCCACAGCUCAGCCCAUAAGCCUGGGCGCCAGGGAGGGGCUGUCUUCCAGGGAGGCCUCUGCCCUCCGCUGUCCCCUUCAUGGUGGGGGUCCCGGCCCGUGUGGGAUGGAGUGGGGGUCCUGGCUCGGCGAUCUCCCUCAGAGCGUGAUUGAGGUCCGGCUGGAGCCACGGGAGGGCCAGCUGGGGAAGGCAGCCCCAUUUUCAGGUUCAUUACUGGGGGAGGGGCUCUGGGGGGGGGCUUUAAGAAGCGGCCCACUCCCCCUCCCAGCUUCUGAUCCGCCACACCCCGGCCCGGGGUGGGGUGGAAGUUGCUGGAUGCGGGGCGACCUGGCUAAUUGCUGAGCAAGGUAGCAGGGUGUGGCUUGACAUAAUUAUAGCCUGCUCUCUUGCCCCUGGCCCGGCUCACAGCACAGGGUGUGAGAAAGCUUCAAGCAGCAGAAGGCACACAUUAGUACAGCAAAUUGGGCUUGUCUGGCAGCCUCGGGGCCCCAGGGAGGGCCCCGAGCCCCAGCCCUCGCCCGAGCCACCGUCCGCGGCCGGGAUGUCCCGCGUCUCAAGGGAGGGCCCGUUCUCAUCGCCCCGUUCUGCUCCUCGGUAGCCCUUGGGGGGUGAGGCGUAAGUCUUCCAGACACCUUGACCCGGCCCUUCCCUGCUCCAGGCCUCCGUUUCCUGAGCCGUCCGGCGGGAUAAGGGCUGCCUGCCCCUUUGUGAACCGGGGGGCCGGGCCUCUCCUCCCUGCCCUGGCCCCUUUCUAACCUCGGCCCUUCUGGCUGCGGACAGAGGCUGACCACCCACCACACGGCCCCGGGCGAGCUUCCCAGUCUUCCUGGGCUCCCGUACUUUCUGUGGGACGGAGCCCCUCCGGGCUGGAUCUGAAUUCCGGCUCCCCUACCUACCAGGUCUGUGACCUCAGGCCACUUCCUGAGCUCCCCUGAGCCCAGGCUGGGUGGGACGGGCAGGUGUAAAACGUGCCUGCCAAGUCUUUGGCUCAUCCCGUCAAGACGCAGGUCCGUACCGUCUCUCCUUACCGUGCCGGGCAGGCGUUGGUGACUGCUUUGACCGAGGGAGUCGGAUAGAAGUGUCACUAUCUGACUUCUGAGCGUAGACCUCAAGAAGCGACAGGCUUCCACCUUAAUUGCUGGGGCGUCUGUGUGGCGUCCUGGCCACCCCGUAGAAGUCGGACGGCCAUGACUUUGGGUCUUCUCAGCCCCGACACCAGACACGCGAGUGGUCCAGCCUUGGAUGAUUCCAGCACUAGCUGUCCAGCCACUCGCAGCCUCGGAGUCUUGCCAGCUGAGGUCCCAGGUGCCAUGGGACAGAGGUUGCUGCUGUGCUGUCGAGUCCCCGCAACAACUCAGCACAAGCUGGUGCUCGGUCCAACCCGCCUUGCGGCUACCGUGGCUGGGGAGAUGCAUCGCCAUCGUUCUCUGGGCAGGCCCGCCCCUGUCUGGAGCCUUCCUCUAAUUUGGAGCCACUUAGAGAAGACAAGGAAACCUUUAAAGCUAAGAAGAAUGUCUCCCGGAAUGCCUCCUGCCUGUUUUAUAGCUGUGGUGGAACAGCCGGCAGACGCACUCACUCUGCAGAAGCACGAACGAUGCAUCCUGUUCAAGGGGCCUGUGGCUACGGCAUCCUGCUGUAAAAAUAGCUGCGGGUUUGAUGGGCGAAGAGGGGAGAACGGGGCGGGAUUCUCUGCCCAGCAGGCCAGGAGUCACCCUAAACCAGAAGAGGGAGCCUCCAAGCCAGGUCUGGGAACUCUCUGCCCGGUCCCGUUUGGGUCACCUCUGGACGGUUCGGCCACCACCUCUGAGCAGCCCUGGCCCCCCUCUGCUCCCCUCCCCUGCCUGACCCUGGCCCCUCACAUUAUACGCCUUCAUAUCUGGCCACCCCUGUGGGUGCCCUGGAAUGUUCUACACAUCCACCUGCUCUUCUCGCAGAGCGAUGAGAACGCCCAUUGUGUCCUCAUCCUUCAAGGCCCAGUGUUGAUGGACCCCAGCCCACGGUGCCUCCUCUGAAUGGGGAAAGGCACUCUGUCUGGGCCCCUUCACUCCUGGAGCCACACUAGUUUUGUUUUAUUUUAUUUUAUUUUAUUUUUUCACCUCCGUGUCUGCCAUGCUCAGCAUUCAAUAAGUACUCCAUAAAUAUUUGAUGAGUGAAUGAAUACACUUGGCACACAUCGUCUGACACUUGCUAAAAUAAUUCAGACCCAGGGAUUGCAAAGGAUGCGUUUUUAGCCCCCGCAGAACACCAGUGUAGGGCCACGGUCGCUCGUCAGUGAGUGUUUGCCAAUUUGAGUUGCCUUUGCUUGGGGAAGCGGUGAGUUCCCCAUGACAGAUGGUGUGCAAGCAAGGGCCACUUGAGUCUGUAAGGGACACUCGGCAUCGAGCAGGGCUCGAUGGGCUCGACUGAGAGGGCCAGUGACGCCCCACAUGGAAGAUUAUGCAUGAACAACCCCUGGGAGCGUGUUUCUGAGCCCCCACUGUGCUCUUAGGGGCCAGGUGGCCGGAGGCCAAGGAGCAAUGAUGGCAAGGCCCCAACGUCAAGGGAAAGGUGGGUAGUCGCUGAUCUGAAGAGUGGAGGGCAGAGAGAAGCAGUGAUUCUAGUGGGAGAGGGAGGGAAACCCGGGAAGUCUUCUGGGAGGAGGUGAGAGGUGAUGGAAAGUGGGGGGAUGGAGGUGCGGCUGGGGAGGGAACAUGUUCCACGGUCAAAGGCAGGGAGGAAGGAGACUUUGCAAAGUGGUGAAGGCCAGGUGGCGGCGGGCAGGGAUGGGGGCCUGGGAGGCCGAGGACAGCCGGCUAGCCAUGAAAUGUUAGAGGGCAGAGUUAGGGGUGAGAAGUGACAAGGCGAGGUCACCUGGCCCACUUUGCGGCAUGAGUGACAGCUGUCACCCUGCAGGGGGAAGGCCAAGUCCAAAGGCGGCUGGUGCCUUUCAAGCUCCCUUUCAGGUUUGGUGGCUCCCGGGACCGUGAGUUGCGCUCUGGAAAGCGGGGUGCUCUUCGCAGGGGGCUAAGUACUCCUCUGACUUCCCCGGGCCGACCCGGGAUUCCAGUUCUGUGGCUGCUCACUCCCAGGAGGCCCCUGGCUGGCAGCACAGACCCCUCAGCGGUCUCUCCGACCCCCCCAGAACUGGCCAUCAUCCCAGGGUCAGCUGGGCCAAACAGUGUGACCCAGCAACGACAACAGACGCGCCCCAGCCUCACCUGGCUGACGAGGCCGUGAGUUUUGUCAGCGCGGGGGAUCUGCCUUCCAAACCCCGCCCUUGAUUCCAGAGGCCACCUCCUUUUCAUGGCACCCGGCGGCCCAGUGGCAGCUUCUAGGGGGCCAGACCGCUGGCACCACCUCUCCCCAGGGGAAACUGAGAGUCUAGGUGUUGCUGAGGGGAUCGCCCAAAGACAGGGUGGAGCUCACAGCACCCCCUGCUCAGGGCACACUGCGUGCCCGCCCCCUCACCACUCCCCUGCUCGCCCCAGGGACAAACCCUCCCCAACCACCUCUCCCGCGAGUUUUCAGUCUCCACCGGAUUUCUGAUCAGCUCUCCCUGCUUUCGUAACAUGGAGAAGGAGGCCAGGGAAGGAAAACAUCAGAACUAGUUUGCUAAGCACUUGUAGCCUCUGUUGUGGCUUAUCCACAUCUCACUGCGAUUCCGUCUCGCACUGCCUUCCUCCCGGCAGGCUGGGUGGGUGGCUCUCCGCUCACUCAGGACCGUCCUGAGCCCUCCGGAACCCCUCUGCGGUCCUGGGUGGUGAUCCCCAGAGGCAGGAGCUUAGGGGCGUCGAGCCCUUGCAUGAGGAGGCCUCCAGCCAGCAGGAAGCAGGUGGUAAAAAGCCCCACAUGGCAAGUAUCUUCCUGCUCAGCAAGCCCAGGGCCAGGAAGCCCCAGGGCCAGGCUCGUGGACCCGGCAAGGAAAGGGGGCUCCCUUGUAGUAGGUGCAGACGGUGGCCACCAGCCCCUCCACGUGGACCCAGAAAGGGGCAGGCCCCUCGCCACACUUACCCAGCCCAUCUCCCGCAGCAGUCUCGGCAGGACGGGGACCUGAACCCCAGGGUUCUUCACCCCAGCCUGCUGAACACCUGCGGGGCGUGUGGUUGGUCCCUGCCAGGGGACAGCAUGGCAGUCCUGGCCCCAGAUCAGGGUGGAGGAUUUCGUCAGAGGUCUCAGGGAGGUCAGGGAGGUGAGCACUGGGAUGGGCAGAACCUUCCAGAAGCACCCUUCUGGAACGACUAGAGAGACUCAUCCUGGCACCACCACUUAUCGGCCUUGGAUGAGUGACUUUACCCCGUGUGAGCCUCAGUUUCCUCACCUGGAAAGUGGGGCAAGGAUUCACUGGGAGGACACGUUUUAGAACAUGGCCUGCCCUUCUGUGUUUUAUAAAUGUUAGCUACUCAUCACAUCCCCUCCCCCAAGGCAGGGAUCAGCCGUACUGGGGCCCGGAGGCCUGGAGACCAGCUCCGGGGACAGUUAAGCUGUGCAGUGCCUGGAGACGGGUGGGCUCACUGCCUGAGCCCAGCAAUGCCGGCCCUGGCAGCCGAUCAGACGUGGUGGGUCCCACAUGGGAGCCAACUUGGCCGGGCAGACGGGGGCUGCCGGGCUGCCCUGGACACAUGGGGGCCUGCCAGGGGCAGGUGCGGACUCGGCUUGGCCCAUCUCCUGGAGAAUCCUUGGGCGGGGUCGGGCCUGGUGGAGAUGGGCCACAUCCGGGGGUAUGUCUGGCCAGACAGGAAUGGAGAUCUGAUUUUCCAGUUCUCCCCCCAUCGGGGUCACCUCCACUUUUCUUUUGUCCGUCUCUUUGCGUUUUCAGCUCCCUGGACAUUGUCGACAGACGGAGGGCUGGAGCGGGUAAUGGUAGCACUGAUGACCACGAGGCAGUAGUCGUCUUGGUGGAGGGGCCUUGUGGGUCAGGCUGAGGCAGAAACCCUCUCCCCAGGCUGACGGGGGUGACACGUGCUUGCCUGCCACUUUUCGCCGGGGGUUGGUGACCCACUGAGAGGCACAGAGCUCAAGGGGCUGGGCCAUGUUGCAGCCCUGAGUUUCCCCAGCUGGUGCGGGGUGGCCCUGCCUUGGAAGUUCUCCUGACCUCAAAUGGCCCGAGGCCAAGUCCUCCCAGCUAGUUCCAGGCCUCAACAUGCUGUGUGUCCUCGGCCGAGUGCCCCUUCCUGGGCCUUUGUCCCUCGGGUGCAGAGAUCCGGUUGGCCCAGUAUAGGCGGAGAUCCUGUGGUUUGGCCCACCCACUCCGAGUGGCCCCAGACAGGUGCCUGGCAGGGAGGCCUUCAUCCUGUCCUUUGUCACCUUCCAGACUGUUGUCCGGAUCUGGAGCACUAUUUAAAGAGCCUUCCCUGAGAACCCCCAGUGCUGCUGCGUCGAGAGAGAGCACUCCAGACCAUGGCCUUCACCAUCAUGGACCAGAACCGGGAUGGCUUCAUCGACAAGGAGGACCUGAGAGACACCUUUGCUGCCUUGGGCCGCAUCAACGUGAAGAACGAGGAGCUGGAGGCCAUGGUGAAGGAGGCCCCUGGGCCCAUCAACUUCACCGUCUUCCUGACCAUGUUCGGGGAGAAGCUGAAGGGUACGGACCCAGAGGAGACCAUUCUCCACGCCUUCAAGGUGUUUGACACCGAAGGGAAAGGUUUCGUCAAGGCUGAUUUCAUCAAAGAGAAACUCAUGACCCAGGCGGACCGGUUCAGUGAGGAGGAGGUCAAGCAGAUGUUCGCGGCUUUCCCUCCAGACGUGUGUGGCAACCUGGACUACAGGAGCCUGUGCUACAUCAUCACCCACGGCGAAGAGAAGGACUAGGGGUCCAAGGGCCCCCCCCCACCUUCGGAGGCGGCAAACACCUGCGGUGUUUCGGGGGUGGCCACUGGGGAGGCCCCGCAGCCAAUGUGUGUAAAGAAAAGGCUCCCCUCGCCCCGUGGGCUGGGGGCAAAGCAAGAAUAAAUCGUGCAA
Molecule: messenger RNA, 6155 nt
Organism: Acinonyx jubatus (cheetah)
Lineage: Eukaryota; Metazoa; Chordata; Mammalia; Carnivora; Felidae
Gene: MYL10
Product: myosin light chain 10
Exons: 8
Coding region: 5595-6005 (136 amino acids)
Cellular component (GO): mitochondrion; cytoplasm
Molecular function (GO): calcium ion binding
Source: RefSeq, a predicted model, not a curated record